Molecule: messenger RNA, 3544 nt
Organism: Tripterygium wilfordii
Lineage: Eukaryota; Viridiplantae; Streptophyta; Magnoliopsida; Celastrales; Celastraceae
Exons: 7
Coding region: 2239-3366 (375 amino acids)
Source: RefSeq, a predicted model, not a curated record
AGCCUCCAACCUCGGCUGCGUUUGAGGGAGGAAAUCCACGAAUUAUCCUCUGCUGACCAAACCAAACAUCAUAUGGAUGAGGACCACAAUGAUGAGGAAGUUUCAUGGAGAGAUAAGGUUACAAUAUGGGGAGAUAAGGCAGUGGAGAGAUAAGGAAGUUCCUCAUGGGUCCUCAAAUGGUUCAAAGUGAGAUAUACUUGGUGAUAUGUUCGGUUCAGGUGAGACUUGCUCAAGACAAAAGAUGGUUCAACUACAAGCUUACUCCUGUCCUUAUCAGAUCAACAUCAUCAAACGGAGAAGUGAACAAAUCUCUACAGAUCAUUGAUCUUGCACAAGAGAAGCUUCGAUCUUAUCUUCAACAACUAGUUAUCUAGUCAUGAAGAUUAACGUGCAACAAACAAAGUGAUAGGAUUGUUUACCAUAUAUAUUGUUAGGCUGUUAAAGAAAGUUGUAUAUAUUUGCUUGUGUUUAACAUGUAUGAAUUAAGUUGGAAAUAAUAUUUGGAUUCUUAAUUUUAUCUCUCAGCAUCGGCGAGGGUCCACACCAGGGGAAACAAGCAAAGCAGCACUUCUAAGGUUCCGUCUGGAAUCUUUGGGAAACCUAUCUAUAGAGGCUUACAAUCAGCAGUUAUUAACUACUGGUGGCCUGGUUUUCCUGCAAACCUAUCUAUAGAGGCUUACAAUCGGCAGUUACCUCAAUAUCAAUGGGCACUUCGUGUUGCUCACCAUGCUCCUUGGCUAAUAGACUGGUGGAUGACUCAAAAUCUAUUUGUUGCAGCAAGGACUUCUUAACAAAGAAUGCAUGCCUUGCUUCUCAGUCAUACAGGCAGAGGUAAGGCAGCAAGGAGUGCAUGAAUCUAUUAUCCGUGACAUGAAAGUUGCAUUUGGGAGCUGGGAAUUCGAUCCUAUGGAUCUUGGGAACCCAUUUCCAAACAAAGAAGGUUCUUUUCACCUGUGGCAAGGGGAUGAAGAUGUGCUUGGGCCUGUCAUGCUACAGCGCUACAUUGCCCAAUGGCUUCCUUGGAUUCACUAUCAUGAGUUACCAGGUUCCGGGCAUCUUUUUCCUAAUAUUGACGGGAUGUGUGACACCAUCAUAAGGGCAAUGUUAACUGGGGAGUAGUAGGCUUUCACAUGCGCAGUGGACUGGCUUUCAGGUUUUUUAUGCUUCUUGUCUGAGACCUGAAGUUUGAGAUUAUAUUCAACAUUUUUGUUUUGUGGAAUAUUUAGAUUUUUGCGAAUGCAUAACAGUGUUGGAACUUGUGGUGUAAGAUCGCGGUUUCCUCUCCAGAAUUGGUCUAGCAGUCACUAAGCAUGGGAAAUUUUAUUUGAUAUGUAAUGGACAAAAUCUUUUUACUGAUUUAUAAGUUAGUAUCUAUGCUUUCUUUAUAUUUGUGAUUAGUAUAAUUAAAUGUAGGUGGCUGCUUUCCUAAUGAGCUGGAUUGUCCGUGUAUGUGUGUGUUCAUUUGGGAUGGAUCUUGUGUCUAUCUCGUUUUGUGUAUCUGAGAGUUCAUGUGUAAUAAUAAUAUUGGAGUUGAACUUGCCCCGCAGCAGCCUGACCUAAGAGUAAUUGUUCUCAAUUUUAUAUUUUUAAAGCUCAGUCAAAAUUAUAGUUCUAAGACCUCAGUUUGAAUUUUGCCCAAAGUAACCACAACAGAGCCUAUCCAGUAAUCCUUCCCCUCCCCCAAAUAAAAAAAGAAAAACAGAAAACCCCAAGCCUGGACACCUAAUCAUGCCUAAAUUUGAGCCAGGGUUUUAUCCAAAUUUGAGCUGUGCCGACCCUAGUUUUGUCAAAGCCCAUUAACCAGAUGUGCCUGAAGGUUUUCUGCACACAGAGCAUUAUCUAAUUUUGGUAAUCCAUAAGAUAUGCCCUUGUAGGCUAAAGAGCAUUUGUUACACGCCUACACCUUAGCAGGAGUCCUAGGUUGAGUUAUGCAUCCGGUCAAACUUCAUUGUUCCCAAAACAGGGUUUGGUAGAUUGUUAGAAAUUACUUACUAAAAUAUCUCCUUCUCAUUGUACGAAACCAAUAAAUAUUUCAAUAAUGUACUUAUGCAUUGUACCAGCAGUGUCCUUGUGUGUUUUGGUAUAGACUUCCCUUGCAAUUGCCAUAUAUGGUAGAAUAUCUAUGGCAAGUUUUAAAGUAGGAAAAUUGUUUUAUUUCCAAUAGAGCAAAACAACACUAUUAAUACAGGCAGAGCAGACACUAUAAUCCUAUCUGAGUUUGUGUUGAGGGGGGUAGCAAUGGCAACCGGAACGAAAAGGAAGACAUAUGCGCCCUCAGCGAAGCCUCCGAUCAGGAGAACCAAGCGGAACAGCUUUUCCAAGCUUCAUUCUGUGACAUUUGGGAAAGUAUUUGCGGUUUUGUUUGUUGGGAUCUUGGCAUGGGCUUAUCAGGCAAUCAAACCUCCACUCCCCAAGAUAUGUGGCACUCCAGAUGGCCCCCCUGUUACAGCACCAAGAAUAAAGCUUAGCGAUGGAAGACAUUUGGCUUACAAAGAGCAUGGUGUUUCAAAACGUGUGGCCAAGCACAAAAUUAUCUUUGUCCAUCCCUUUGAUACUUGCAGGCAUGAUGCUGUUAUUGCUACCUUUAUUUCUCCGGAACUUGUUCAAGAACUAGGUGUUUACAUAUUGUCUUUCGACAGACCCGGUUAUGGAGAGAGUGAUCCUCAUCCAAAACAAUCAGUGAAGAGCCUGAGUUUGGAUAUUGAAGAGCUAGCUGAUAAAUUGAGAUUAGGGUACAAAUUCUAUGUCAGUGGGUAUUCCCUGGGUGCGCAGUUGACUUGGGGGGUCCUCAAGUACAUCCCUCAUAGGCUAGCAGGAGUGACACUAAUAGCUCCGACUAUUAACUAUUGGUGGCCUGGUUUUCCUGCAAACUUAUCUGCAGAAGCUUACAACCAACAAUUACCCCAAGACCAAUGGAAUGAUCAUAUCGCCCACUAUGCUCCUUGGCUACUGGACUGGUGGAUGACUCAAAAGUUAUUCUCUUCUUCCAGUGCUGCAGCUCAUAGAGAAGUUCUUUCUGCCCAAGAUAAACAAGUUGCUCCCAAGAUUAUUCGAGGACGAACUCAUGUGGCGCAGGUAAGACAGCAAGGAGUGCAUGAAUCUAUCAUCCGUGACAUGAAAGUUUCAUUUGGGAGCUGGGAAUUUGAUAUUAUGGAUCUACAAAAUCCAUUUCCAAGCAGUGAAGUCUCUGUUCACCUAUGGCAAGGGGAUGAAGAUCGGAUUGUGCCAGUCGCAUUGCAGCGCUACAUUGCUCAACGGCUUCCUUGGAUUCACUAUCAUGAGGUAUCAGGUUCCGGACAUCUUUUACCUUAUGUUGAUGGGAUGUGCGAUGCUGUCAUAAAGACAAUGCUAACUUGGCGUAAGUAGGAUAAAAAUUUGAAUGGAUUGUUUCUUGUCUCUGUCCUCCUAUGGUUUGUUAGGAUAAAUUUCUGGCUCUACAGAUUAGAGUUUGAAUCUCUUGUGUAAGAUUGUCGUUUCUGCUCUAAAAUUGGACAAGACAUCAAUCCGUGGAAUAAAUUUAUUUCAGAUAUCUUGGGGAGACAAA